UUAGAUAGUUCUAAUCGUCCACUCAAUACUCAAAUACAUGCAAGUUUGUAUUUUGAGUAUAUGGUGAAUAGAGUCUGCAGCAGCUUAAGGUUAGUGAACUGAGUUUCAAGGAUGGGUCCUACAGCAUUUUCUUUUUCGUGACGAUGGAAAAGGGAAAAUCAUGUCACGGACUGGGAAAAACUUGUUUGUACUUUUUCUUUUGUUCUGUCACCAGUCACAGUAAUAAUAAUAAGUCUGCAUGUUCACACAAUUAUACAUUUUCUCAAAUUCUCACGUCUGCACAUUCUGCAAUAAUUCUUGAUCACCUUCUUAUUCUAUAUAUUUUUUUCUUUUAUAAAAGAGAAAUAAAAAUUCCAAGGACGACAAGUAACAGUUCAGCUCUUGGGGUGCAGCUACAAGUAACCAAUCAUCAGCGAGUGGUCAUUGACAAUGGAAUUAUUCAAGUUACUUUCUCUAGUCCAGACGGUGAAGUUAUCGGAAUUAAAUACAAGGAGAUUGAUAACCUACUUGAAAUUGCUAAUAAAGAACAAAAUCGAGGAUAUUGGGAUGUGGUUUGGAAUCGACCUGGAGAGCACAUUAUCAUUGACAAGCUGCAAGCCACAGAUUUUGAGAUUAUUAUGGAAAAUGAAGACCAAGUAGAGGUUUCAUUCUCUAAAAAAUGGAGGCCUUCCAUGGAUAAAUUCACAGUUCCCUUGAACAUAGACAAGAGGUAUAUAGUUCGUCGUGGAAGCUCAGGGCUUUAUCUGUAUACCAUAUUGGAACGUUUAGAAGGAUGGCCUGAUGUUGAUAUGGAUCAAAUUCGGGUGGUUUUCAAGCUCCAAAAUGCAAAGUUUCAUUUCAUGGCGGUAUCUGAUGAUAGGCAAAGAAUAAUGCCAAUGCCACUAGAUCGUAUCACUGGCCAACCUUUGGCUUAUCCUGAAGCUGUUCUUUUAACCAAUCCCAUUAACCCAAAACUUAGAGGAGAGGUAGAUGAUAAAUAUCAAUAUUCUUGUGAAGACAAAGAUAACAAAGUGCAUGGAUGGAUAUCAAAUGAUCCACCAGUGGGAUUUUGGAUGAUUACACCUAGUAAUGAAUUUCGUGCUGGUGGACCCAUUAAGCAAGACCUGACCUCUCAUGUUGGGCCUGUUGUUCUUAAUAUGUUUACCAGUACUCAUUAUGCUGGAAAGGACUUGAAUACAAAAUAUCGAAAUGGAGAGCCAUGGAAAAAGGUUCUUGGCCCUGCUUAUGUCUAUCUUAAUUCUAUUUCGCCUUCUGAAGAUCCCCAAGCUCUUUGGCAAGAUGCUAAAGAACAAAUGUCAAUUGAAGUUAAAAGGUGGCCAUACAACUUUCCUCAAUCUGAAGACUUUCCUUCUUCUGAUCAACGGGGAAGUGUUUUAGGUGAAUUAAGAGUUCGUGAUCGAUACAUCAGUGAAAGGUUAAUCUAUGCAAGUUAUGCUUAUGUAGGAUUGGCAGCACCAGGAGAUGUGGGCUCAUGGCAAAUGGAAGCAAAGGGUUAUCAAUUUUGGACUCAAGCUAACAAGAAAGGAAUUUUCUCAAUAGAAAAUGUUAGAGCCGGAAAAUAUAGUUUGUAUGCAUGGGUUCCUGGUAUCAUUGGAGAUUACAAGUACAGUGUUGAUAUCAUCAUUCAACCUGGAUCGAAGAUUGAAUUGGGUGUUCUUGUAUAUGAUCCUCCAAGAAAUGGUCCAACUCUUUGGGAAAUAGGCAUUCCUGAUCGUACUGCUACUGAGUUCUAUGUACCAGAAGCAUACCCAACACUCAUGAACAAAUUAUACACUGAUCUCCCAACAGACAAAUUUAGACAAUAUGGAUUGUGGGAAAAAUAUGCUGACUUAUAUCCUAAGAAUGAUGUCAUAUACAACGUUGGUGUCAGUAAUUAUAAUCAAGAUUGGUUUUUUGCCCAUGUUACCAGAGAGAUAGGAAAUAGAACAUAUGAGGCUACCACAUGGCAAAUCAUAUUUGAACUUGAUAAUGUAAACCCAAUCGGAGAUUAUACUCUCCAAGUAGCCUUAGCAUCAGCUACUCAUUCCGAACUUCAGGUGCGAGUCAAUGCACAUCGGCGUCUUUUUACAACUGGACUUAUCGGCAAGGAUAACGCCAUUGCGAGACAUGGAAUUCAUGGAUUAUAUUGGCUUUUUAGCAUUCAAAUACCAUAUUUUCAACUUCUCGAAGGAAAUAAUACAAUUUAUCUUACUCAGAAAAGAAGUGAAAGCCCUUUCCAAGGCAUUAUGUAUGAUUACAUUCGUUUAGAAGUACCGGCAGAAACUUGAUGAUAUGUAAAAAAAUAUUUAAUUAGAA
Manihot esculenta (cassava) is the source of this 2295-nucleotide messenger RNA. Its product is annotated as rhamnogalacturonate lyase B. Gene Ontology annotation, molecular function: catalytic activity; carbohydrate binding. Gene Ontology annotation, biological process: carbohydrate metabolic process. The record is from RefSeq and is a predicted model, not a curated record. Lineage: Eukaryota; Viridiplantae; Streptophyta; Magnoliopsida; Malpighiales; Euphorbiaceae. Bases 144 to 2267 code for a protein of 707 amino acids. The transcript is spliced from 15 exons.